UUGAUAUAUUCACAACAAUCACAACAACUAAAUGUAGCAUACCAACAAUUUACCCCUAGCGCUUCUAUGUUGAAUCCGGCUACUUGGAAUGAAUAUGUUCGUUCAAAUCAUUCGACACCAACAAAUUCUCCUUCACGUUCCGACACACAACAUAAUAGUGGAUCUCAAAAUGGAGCUUAUAACAUGGAUUAUCUUAUUUCUGACAAUUUAUCUGGAAAUAUGGCAUUGUCAACUUCUGACAACAAUUUUGGAUUGGAGAAUUUUUAUCCAGUUAAUACAACAUCGGAAUUUUCCAACAACUAUGGAUAUGGUGAUAUUACAAACGCGUCCAUUGCUGCUUCUGUUGGUAACUCACCAAUAUCUAGUCCUGAUGUGUGUGGUGAUUCAUUAUGUCACCGUAAUCAGGCCAAUGAUAUUAAUGCAACGGAAAGUCACAUUGAAUCAAGAAAGAACUCUGUUAAUGAUUUGUCAUAUGAGAAUCUUCAUCAACCUUUGGAUGAGCUAGCCGCAGCAGCAGCAAUGAUCUCCUGUGGUCGUGAUAGUAAGACGUACACACCAAUAGUAGUUGAUUCAAUAAGUACUACUAAUGCUAAAAAUAAUCGUAAACCCCAUUUAAUGCCUUUGAAUAUUACAACAAAUCCGUCUGACAUGUAUCGCCUUGGUGACAUGUCGGCUGAAUUUGGGUUUGAUUCUCUUGCGAGUUCUCCGUCUCCCGCUGUCACUAUGCCUCCUACACCAGUGUUUUUUGAACCAGGCUUCCUUGACGGCGUUACCAAUCCGACGAUUUCUGAUAGUUUUACUUUCAACUUAAAUCCUGAAUUACCAACCGAUCAAUUACUUGAAAGCGCUACUACAAUCUCACGAUCACAUAGUUAUGAUAAUAUGUCAUCGCCUCAGCACGGUUCCGUUUUUACAUCUGAAAAGAUAAUCGACAACCCGCAAACAAUUACUCCAGCUGCUAUUACCAUUACCCCGAAUUUUGCACCGAUGCUUACACAAACCCCGAGCACUCUUGAUUUGGAGACUGAUUAUUUCAGCGUCAAACAACUUUGCCAACAACGUCCUGUUGCUAGAAGUCGUAGAAAUAGUUUAGUUAGUAAUCCACCAAACAUUAAGGCUGAACCACGAACACCUGCUCUUUCGCCACCUGAAUCUCCUGGUACUUCAAUGUCAUCUACUAGUUCCUCACCACCAUCGCCGUCUCCUCCGCACACACCAACUUACAUGCGUAGAGUGUCUAUUUCCCCGACCAUCAUGGAAGAAGAGGAAGAUAUAAUGGCUUCAUCUGCUAACACCAAUAAUCUUGCGCUUGUUGUUUCUAAUUAUGGUACAGAUAUGUCUUCAACUGUCAAUCAGAGACUUUCUCAGAGCGCUACGGUUAACCUUAUGAGGCCAGUGAUUCAACAGUACUUGAAUUCUACUAAUCCAGCCGCGAUGGGCGAAAAAACAGUAAUGGUCUUGACUUCAAAAGUUGCACAAAAAUCUUACGGUACAGAAAAAAGAUUCUUGUGCCCUCCACCUACAACAUUGAUUUUGGGAUCAAAUUGGUGGUCUCCGCACAAUAUUGGACAUUCGCAAUCAUCCACGACAUACAGCCCGCCUAAGAUCUCUGUAGGAAUUUCUGGUGAACAAGGACAUCAACAAGGAAUUCUAGAAUGCAUUAGUUCAUCCGGAAAUCCUCUUGAUCCUAAUGCGUGUUCCGAAAUGGCUUUCAGCGGAAAAUGUGUUUCUAAACAUUUAUAUAUAAAUGAUGCUGAUGAAAAACGAAAGAGAGUUGAAGUUCUUGUCAAUAUUCAAAGUCCUAUGGGUCAUGAUUUCGGCACUUUUGCAAUGUGCAUUCAUCACGGGACUACAAUUUCACUUUUCAAUCGUAUUCGUUCUCAAACAGUAUCCACCAAGUAUCUUGGUGUUUCAAUGCAAAAUAACAAUCAAACGUUUGGCCCUUGGAAUUACAAUAAUGGUCACAUGCAAUCAAGUCAAAAUGAACAACCUCACCCUUGCUUCGUUGCUCGUACUGGAAGUUGGGAUCCAUUCAUAAUUUGGAUAGUUGAUCCUCGUUAUGUAAAGG
Messenger RNA from Racocetra persica, 2068 nucleotides. NCBI's taxonomy places the organism in Eukaryota, Fungi, Glomeromycota, Glomeromycetes, Diversisporales, Gigasporaceae. The record is from the annotation of a GenBank genome assembly.